Molecule: messenger RNA, 246 nt
Organism: Morchella importuna
Lineage: Eukaryota; Fungi; Ascomycota; Pezizomycetes; Pezizales; Morchellaceae
Exons: 3
Coding region: 1-246 (81 amino acids)
Source: RefSeq, a predicted model, not a curated record
AUGGGCUUGAGCCUCAUCCGCGCGCCAGCUAGCCCGCUGUCACGUUUAAUUAGUCUCGCGUUAGUGCGGACUAGAGUAGUUCCCAACGUCAAUCUCCAAAACGAGCACUACUCGAUACCGUUAUCGUUGAUAUUACCCGUCGGCUCGGGCUGUUCUUUGUCUCCAACCGUUGGAGAUUUUUCGGGUCGGGCUCAUGAGCUGCUAGAUAUAGUCUUGGGCGGGUUGUGGGGUUGUGGGAUCCCAUAA